CAUGAUGUACAGCUAGCUAUAAGCUGUCAUGGCGGCGCAGACCCGUGCACUUGUCUCAGCCCAGUGGCUUGCGGAUGCGAUCAAAAGCAACCGAAUAGGUCCUCAUCUGCGAAUACUUGAUUCCUCUUGGUAUCUGCCGAAACUGAAACGAGAUGCCACGUCCGAGUUCAGACAGAAACACAUACCCGGCACACACUUCUUUGAUCUGGAUGAGUGUUCUGACAAAACUUCAUCGCUGGAUCACAUGCUGCCAACUCAAAAUCAAUUUGCAGAGUAUGUGUCAGGAUUAGGUAUUGGGAACGACACACAUGUUGUAGUGUACGAUGCCAGCGACUUUGGAUCAUAUAGCGCACCCCGCGUUUGGUGGAUGUUCCAGUUAUUUGGGCACAAUUGUGUCUCCGUGCUGGACGGUGGCAUGAAGAACUGGCUUCAUGAAGGGCGUCAGGUGACAUCAGAGUAUUGUUCACCAGAGCGUCAAGAGUUCAAGGCGAGUAUCAAUCAAUCUUGGAUAAAGACCUACGAGGAUAUCGUGAAGAACAUCGAAACCAAACGGUUCCAGGUCAUCGAUGCUAGGUCCGCUGGCAGGUUUAGGGGAACUGAGCCGGAGCCCAGGGAUGACACUAAACCAGGGCACUUCCCUGGUGCCAUCAACAUGCCUUUCACCAGUUUCAUGGACGCCUCCGGGAGGGAACUGGAGGCUGAACAGCUGACUGAGCUGUUCCGGGAGGCCGGUGUGGACCUGGAGCGGGCCCUCUGGGCCAGCUGCGGCUCCGGUGUGACAGCGUGUCACGUGGUGCUGGCUGCCUACCUGCUGGGAUCUCCGCGAGUGGCCGUGUACGACGGCUCAUGGGCUGACUGGGACAAAAGAGCUGCGCCCGAGCAUAUUAUCUCUGAAGGGACAUAGAAAUGAACAUGAAAUGGGAGGUAGAUCCUUAAUGUAGCAGAAGUUACUGAUCAGUCGACAGAAAAUGAAUGCACUGAAUCCACAGUUACUAACGGCUCAAGAGGGGGCAAGGUCAAUGCGUUUUACUUCAGAAACCCUCAGAUCAGAGAAGGUAGAGUGUUUUUUACAUGGCCAUAAUCAUAAUAUAUAUUGGGGGGGGACACAUCCCCCCCAAAUAUUCAAAUCUGAUCAAAAUGUCCCCCCCAAUAUAUUGAUAUAAAAUAUAAAUGUUCUACAAUAACGUUAAGUUUUCAGGGGGGGCCCUCAGACUCCCCAGCAGAUUUGGUCCCCCCAACUCCAUGGCUAUGGCCUGGUUGUUCACAGAUUUGGGGAACCGCUGCUGUGUAAAAGGUGCUGGUCAUAAAGAUGCCCGGGGGUGAGUAGUGUGGUGCAGGUAGUCCUAGAUUAUUCAUAUAGAUGAUGUUGAGACUAAUAAUUUAGGUGGCACUUAAGUUUGAAUUAUUUCAUGUUUCAUUUACUAUCCUCAAAUGAAGAAUAUUGCAUUUCAAGUCAAACAUUGUUGCAGACCUAAGUGCACUUUUUUUUUGUUCAAAUGACAACUGUUACAUUGUGACUAAUAUUAUGACGUGCAAUACAUUUCAUAAUAAAAACUAGUUUGAAGUUUA
Osmerus eperlanus (European smelt) is the source of this 1569-nucleotide messenger RNA. It is a transcript of the gene mpst, whose product is annotated as mercaptopyruvate sulfurtransferase. The coding region runs from base 29 to 904 and encodes 291 amino acids. The record is from RefSeq and is a predicted model, not a curated record. Gene Ontology annotation, molecular function: thiosulfate-cyanide sulfurtransferase activity. Lineage: Eukaryota; Metazoa; Chordata; Actinopteri; Osmeriformes; Osmeridae. Gene Ontology annotation, cellular component: mitochondrion. The transcript has 2 exons.